GUACAUUAGACUGCAUCGCCACAGAAAAAGUUGCGAUGAAAAAACUACACGUGGAAGUUGGGACAAUACUAGACAGCUGCAUACUGAAAUCCAAGAACUAAAGAGCAUUGUUGAAAACCAAAACAUGAUGAUUAUGGGAGAACUGACAACUCACAAUGUUUUAUUAAAUCAACUUUUGCACCAAGAAUCCAUCACAGACGACGUCAUUCAAGUCUUCCCUUUAAAAUCUUUGGAGGAUGUAGAUAAAAUUAACAUAGAACUAUCUGGGCCAAACAAAGCAGUUUAUGCAAAAGCAAUAAAGUCACUAUUAAAGGGAAAGCUGACAAAAAAAUUGGAUACUGUAAUGUCUAUGGACCUAAUAAUAUCAUUUAAUAUAGAUGGAGUUCACGGAAAACAGAGUUUGAAAGAAUAUAGAAAUUUUUUCGAAAUUUUGUUAGAUGCGAUCGAUGCCGCUGACCCUGUGCAAGAACUUCGAACAGCAUUAUCCGUAGUAAAAAAACGAUACUUUCACAAAAUUUGCAUCCAGAAAGCAGCAGCUAAAGCAAAACCAACACAGUAGUAUCAACGAAUCAAUAUUGCCAGUUCUUGUUUGCCAGUUGUUUCAGGAUCUGAGUUUUUACCUAUGCUUAUGUAACCAUAAUAUACUUAAAUAUAAGUAAUUAUAUUAUAUUUUCGCAAAACAAGUCAAUUAAGAAUAUUUAAAGAAUGAACGGACUUUCAGCAACGUCAUACUUGCACUUUACUAUACUAAAAUUUAAUGGGCUAUAAAAAUAGCAAAGACUGUGAACAUAUAAAAAAGUCACUGUACGCGCAAUAAAACCAAAUAUUAAUUAAAUUAUUCCUUACAAAUAGAGCUCGGAAUCUCAUCCAAAUGCAUGUUUUUAUUGGGCAUCUUCAAAUGAAAAUGGUCUUU
Messenger RNA from Rhagoletis zephyria (snowberry fruit fly), 913 nucleotides. RefSeq lists its product as uncharacterized. The record is from RefSeq and is a predicted model, not a curated record. Lineage: Eukaryota; Metazoa; Arthropoda; Insecta; Diptera; Tephritidae.